AUGUCUGGCUUCAAGCAGGUGGAGAACCUGGAGGAUGGCAGCGAGCUUGAGGCUGAUGUUUCUAUUCAAAUGAAACGGUCCACGUUGAAGAAGACGGCUGUAGCACUGGCAACUGCGAUGGUCGUUUGUGUUGGCAUUUUCGCCUGGUCAACGAAUGGCUUCAGCCGCAGCUGCAGCAAUGUUGGAGCUUUGCAAGGCAAGUCUUCUUUGGACCUUAGUUCCGCCAUCCGCACCACUAGUGAAAAACUGAUCCAGGCAACCAAGAACAACCAAACUCUGGCUGAUGAGACUGUGCUGAAGGCCAUGGUGAAGGCAGGUCGCAAGGUUCAGGACCAUUGGGAGAAGCACCACAUCCGUAAAUUGGACACUCUUAUGACCAUCAGAAGGGUGAAAGGAUUCCGCCAAAGACAAAAGGCCAAACUUGCUGGAAUGGCAGAAUGCUCCUUCAACAUCUUGGAGGCAUUUGUCUCAGUGGUGGGUAUGGGUGAUGACAUCAAUGCCAUCAUUCGCACUUGCCCUGCACCUCGUGAUGGUGAGUCUGAGUUGGCUUGCCAGGUAAACGGUGCCAUCCUGGGUGCUUGGGUGGGCAACCUUGCUGCCAAGCUGGCCUUGGCAGCUUCAGAUUGUGCCUUGAGCCUCAACGUGGAUGCCUUUUGCUCUGCUGGUGUCGCAGGCUUGGUGUCAGCCAUGGGAGAGAUUGCAGCUGGAGCUUCUUUGGGUGUGGCGUGUUCCGGAACUCCGCCACAACUGACCACCACCAAGGUCAGUGUCCUGGGAGAUCAGACCGUCCGGGACAGCCGACGUUUGCUGAUUGGAGAAGGCGCUGUCGGCAAUGGUGUGCAGUGUGGUGUGGAUGUGGGCAUGGUGGCAGCCAACAUUGCAAACAUGGGUCUUGCCAUCAACAAGGCCGUGAAUGCGGACAAGUGCAAGGCAAGCACUUUCCGCGUCCCGCUCAAGGGCAUCCCAGAAACACUUUGCACCGUUGACAUUGGUGGUGCUGUGGCGUACAUCGGUGAGGACUUUCUGGAUGUCAACGCACUUUGUGCUGGCUCCAUAGCUGCGAUCACCACGGGUGCAGCGGCCAUUGUGCCCUAUGGCGCAGCAGUGCACGCGGCCUGCGCGAACAACCAUUUCUUGAAGACACCCAAGAGUCAAGCACAGCUUUCGAAAUUGUGGUAUUCCCCAGGCUAUGAUCCUGUGUCAGGCUUGCGUCGACGCUUGACGGAGGAGGAGACGGCUGCUAAGCAACCCUUGAAGGAAAGCUUGUCUCAGAUCGCGGCGAACCGUGAGACUUUGGAGGAGCUGAAGAAGGCGACGGAUGUUCCCAAGCCGGGCAGCACAGAGGCAGACAUGGAGACUCUCUUGAACCUCAUGGGCGGAGAGGACAAGGUGGAGAACCUGGAGGAUGGCAGCGAGCUUGAGGCUGAUGUUUCUAUUCAAAUGAAACGGUCCACGUUGAAGAAGACGGCUGUAGCACUGGCAACUGCGAUGGUCGUUUGUGUUGGCAUUUUCGCCUGGUCAACGAAUGGCUUCAGCCGCAGCUGCAGCAAUGUUGGAGCUUUGCAAGGCAAGUCUUCUUUGGACCUUAGUUCCGCCAUCCGCAGCACUAGUGAAAAACUGAUCCAGGCAACCAAGAACAACCAAACUCUGGCUGAUGAGACUGUGCUGAAGGCCAUGGUGAAGGCAGGUCGCAAGGUUCAGGACCAUUGGGAGAAGCACCACAUCCGUAAAUUGGACACUCUUAUGACCAUCAGAAGGGUGAAAGGAUUCCGCCAAAGACAAAAGGCCAAACUUGCUGGAAUGGCAGAAUGCUCCUUCAACAUCUUGGAGGCAUUUGUCUCAGUGGUGGGUAUGGGUGAUGACAUCAAUGCCAUCAUUCGCACUUGCCCUGCACCUCGUGAUGGUGAGUCUGAGUUGGCUUGCCAGGUAAACGGUGCCAUCCUGGGUGCUUGGGUGGGCAACCUUGCUGCCAAGCUGGCCUUGGCAGCUUCAGAUUGUGCCUUGAGCCUCAACGUGGAUGCCAUUUGCUCUGCUGGUGUCGCAGGCUUGGUGUCAGCCAUGGGAGAGAUUGCAGCUGGAGCUUCUUUGGGUGUGGCCUGUUCCGGAACUCCGCCACAACUGACCACCACCAAGGUCAGUGUCCUGGGAGAUCAGACCGUCCGGGACAGCCGACGUUUGCUGAUUGGAGAAGGCGCUGUCGGCAAUGGUGUGCAGUGUGGUGUGGAUGUGGGCAUGGUGGCAGCCAACAUUGCAAACAUGGGUCUUGCCAUCAACAAGGCCGUGAAUGUGCACAAGUGCAAAGCGAGCACCUUCCGCUCACCAUUGAACGUGUUCAAGGGCAUCCCAGAGACACUUUGCACCAUUGACAUUGGUGGUGCUGUGGCGUACAUCGGUGAGGUUGUUACCUUCAUCAAUCUCAUUGUGGUUCACUGUAAGGACUUUCUGGAUGUCAACGCGCUUUGUGCUGGCUCCAUAGCUGCGAUCACCACGGGUGCAGCGGCCAUUGCGCCCUACGGCGCAGCAGUGCACGCGGCCUGCGCGAACAACCAUUUCUUGAAGACACCCAAGAGUCAAGCACAGCUUUCGAAAUUGUGGUAUUCCCCAGGCUAUGAUCCUGUGUCAGGCUUGCGUCGACGCUUGACGGAGGAGGAGACGGCUGCUAAGCAACCCUUGAAGGAAAGCUUGUCUCAGAUCGCGGCGAACCGUGAGACUUUGGAGGAGCUGAAGAAGGCGACGGAUGUUCCCAAGCCGGGCAGCACAGAGGCAGACAUGGAGACUCUCUUGAACCUCAUGGGCGGAGAGGACAAGGCGCGUGCCGCCUGGCCAUUUGAAUGCUAG
Cladocopium goreaui is the source of this 2838-nucleotide messenger RNA. Lineage: Eukaryota; Dinophyceae; Suessiales; Symbiodiniaceae. The record is from the annotation of a GenBank genome assembly.